UUCUCUUUCUUUGUGAUUUCUGCUAGAAAUCUUGUUGGCGUGUUACUGUCAUUAUUGUGGAAAUUUUAUUAAAUUGCUGCAAAAAAGGAAUAUUUAUUUUGCAAAAUGUACACUGGGGAGGACUAUACAAACGUGGAGUAUUAUGACGAAUACGCCCAUACUGGUGAUCCGCAAUUGGAUUUGGAGUAUGAACGCAGUAACUAUUAUCGCAUGCCUGAGAAUGUGAAAUAUUUUCUUCUCAAUUUCUGCCAAGCCAUCAAAGACGGUGUCUUGUUUGAUAUCCAGAAUAUGUACGAGAACACUUUCCCACAGAUCAGUGAUCAUCAUUUUGACAAAUCUGCUUGGCCCGAUGAGGUGGAAGUUGCCACUUUAGUGGAUAAUGACAAUCUCUUUUUGAUAUUGUAUAAGGAAUUGUAUUACCGUCACAUUCAUGCUCGCAUUCCUGGUGGACCCAAGUUGGAACAACGUAUCAAUUCAUUCUUCAACUAUUGUGAUUUCUUCAAUUUGAUUAUAUCGUCCCAAAGUCCAGUAUUGUUGGAAUUGCCUGAUAUUUGGUUAUGGGAAUUGGUUGACGAAUUUGUUUAUCAAUUUCAAAAUUUUGCUCAGUACAGAGCCCGUUUGACGGACAAAACCCAAGAGGAAAUUCACGAAUUAUGUGUUAAUCACAGUAAUGUGUGGAGUAUAUUGUGCAUCCUUAACGUUUUGCAUUCUUUGGUUGACAUCUCAAAUAUCAAGAAGCAAUUGGAAGCCAUCUCUCUAGGCAAUGACCCUCAGGCUGUAGCUGGAGAGUUUGGAGAGCUAUCCUUCUACAAAAUGUUGGGAUAUUUCUCAUUGGUUGGCUUGUUGCGUGUGCACUCAUUGUUGGGUGAUUAUUAUCAAGCCAUUAAAGUUUUAGAACCUAUUGAAAUUCACAAGAAAUCGCAAUAUUCCCAUAUACCUGCUUGUCAAAUUUCCACUUCGUACUAUGUUGGAUUUGCUUACAUGAUGAUGCGUCGGUAUGCCGAUGCCAUUCGAACAUUCUCGGAAAUCUUGUUGUACAUUCAACGUACGAAACAAUUAUACAGUACACGUUCUUAUCAAAAUGACCAAAUCAACAAACAAGCAGAGCAAAUGUAUCAUUUGUUGGCCAUUUGUUUGGUUUUGCAUCCACAAUGCAUCGACGAAUCCAUUCAGCAAGUUUUACGCGAGAAGAACUAUCACGAUGCCAUGUUCAAAAUGCAAUGUGGUGAUUUGGACGUUUUCAAAUCCUUCUUCUUAUUCGCUUGUCCACGUUUUGUUAGCCCAUGUCCUCCGGCUGCUGAUGCUCCCGUCGAAGAUUAUGUCAAGGAUCCCAUGGAACAUCAAUUGAUGGUUUUUAUGGAUGAGGUUAAACAACAAGCCGAUUUGCCAACAACCCGCUCCUACUUAAAACUUUAUACAACUUUGCCCUUGGCUAAACUCGCGUCCUUUAUUGAUCCCAAUGCAAGCGAAGAUGAUGUUUCGAAAUUGUUGAUUCGUCUGUUAUGCUUCAAGCACAAAAUGCGCAAUUUGGUAUGGUCCAAAGGUUCAAGUGGUUUGGAAGGCACAUUUAAAUCUGGCUCAGAGUUGGACUUCUAUAUCGAUGAUGAUAUGAUUCACAUAGCUGACACAAAGGUAUCCCAUCGUUAUGGUGAUUUCUUUGUAAGAAAAAUAUUGAAAUUCAAUGAACUCAACCGCAAAUUGAAAAAUAUUAAUAUGUAAUUUAUUUUUAUAUUAAUCAUUAAUCGACACAUUUUUUCUUAAGAAUCAUAAUGUAAACCAGGACUUUUUCCAAAGAUGAUAACAAGAGUAAUAAAAAUUAGGCAGAUUGCCCAGAAAAAGUCCCAAGUAAAA
This is a messenger RNA of Stomoxys calcitrans (stable fly), 1851 nucleotides long. RefSeq names its product eukaryotic translation initiation factor 3 subunit L (gene eIF3l). The transcript has 4 exons. Gene Ontology annotation, biological process: translational initiation. The record is from RefSeq and is a predicted model, not a curated record. Bases 106 to 1719 code for a protein of 537 amino acids. Gene Ontology annotation, cellular component: cytoplasm; eukaryotic translation initiation factor 3 complex. Gene Ontology annotation, molecular function: translation initiation factor activity; protein binding. Lineage: Eukaryota; Metazoa; Arthropoda; Insecta; Diptera; Muscidae.